AGUACCUAUGAAGUCACAUGGAUGUCAGAAUAAAUUGCAUUUAGUAUGAGAUGAAUUGUUUACAGCUGGUAAACUGUAUUUAAAAUACCGGUUAAUAUUUGUAAAAAGAAUGAAUGGAAUAAGGUUUUCGAGAAUGUUCCUCGGCAAUACUAUUCGUAGCCUUCAAAGAGGACUGUUCCCUAUCCGAUUAUAUUGCAGUGAUCCUUCACGUGUUGAGAAGACCGUGAACACUGUAACGUUACUUGGCCGUGUUGGGGCAGAUCCCCAAAAGCGAGGCAAUGAGACACAUCCAGUUGUUACAUUUUCAGUUGCAACACACUCAAACUAUAAGUACGAAUCCGGCGACUGGAUGCAGAAAACCGACUGGCACAGAGUGGCGGUGUUCAAGCCUGGUUUACGUGACGCUGUCAUGAGCUAUCUGCGAAAAGGGCAACGGACAAUGGUCACAGGGAAAAUAACGUAUGGUGAAAUAACGGAUCAGGAAGGCAAACAGCGAACGACAACGAGCAUCAUUGCGGACGAUGUAAUUUUCCUUCAGAACCAAACCCAGUAACCAUUAAUAAAUGCUACGUACGUUAGGUCCGUGGAAAGAGUUAUUCUGUAGGGGAAAUGGGGGGAAUUUGGGCCCCCGAAGGAAAUCGCUUAAUAUUUCCAAACCAAUACGGUCUAAAUAAAAAAUGUUACAUUGUA
This is a messenger RNA of Toxorhynchites rutilus septentrionalis, 690 nucleotides long. It is a transcript of the gene mtSSB, whose product is annotated as single-stranded DNA-binding protein, mitochondrial. Gene Ontology annotation, molecular function: single-stranded DNA binding. The transcript has 4 exons. Gene Ontology annotation, biological process: positive regulation of helicase activity; mitochondrial DNA replication. The record is from RefSeq and is a predicted model, not a curated record. Bases 110 to 553 code for a protein of 147 amino acids. Gene Ontology annotation, cellular component: mitochondrial nucleoid. NCBI's taxonomy places the organism in Eukaryota, Metazoa, Arthropoda, Insecta, Diptera, Culicidae.